UACUUGUGACGUUAGUUGGUCCCCAAAUGUUAAAAACUAUUAAUUUGUUAAAAUGCUACGUGUUUAAUGUAAAUGAUACGUUGUGUGAUAAACAAUAGCACUUCCGCAAAAUGGCUAAACAUCCGACAGUGAUAGAAAUCAAAUCAUUAUGAUUUUGCAGGAUAGGGACACUCUAAGAUAAUAAAAUAACAUGCGACUGAAACGCACAAACUUCGUACUAGGAAUAUUCGUAAUAACUUGGGCUUUAGUGUUGUAUUUUGCAUUCCUGUCCCAUCUAACAACUAAAAGUGAACCAAAUGGAAACGUCGAUAGCCAAAUCAUGAUACUGGAACAAGGCAUAUCAGAACAGUUUAAAAUAAACAAUGACAUGAUCCAUGACGCUAGGAGGUUUUUGGAAUUGAAGAGCCAAGGGGACGUUGGCAAAAGUAGUAUAAAGGAUUUCCAAGACUUCAAAUUGCCAGUACUAGUAUUUGCGUGCAAUAGAGUUAGUGUCAGUAGGUGCUUAGAUAGGCUUUUGCAAUACAGACCAGACCCUGACAAAUUUCCAAUAAUCGUGAGCCAAGACUGCAAUCAUGAGGAAACCACCGAGACUAUAAGACGGUACGGAUCUCAAGUGUCACUUAUCCAGCAACCAGACCAAUCCGAUAUUCAGGUACCUCCCAAAGAAAAAAAGUUCAAGGGAUAUUUCAAAAUUGCGCGUCACUACGGCUGGGCCCUCAACCAAAUGUUUUUUAAUUUUAACUUUAGUACUGUUAUUAUAGUUGAAGACGACUUGGAGGUGGCUCCAGACUUCUUUGAGUAUUUCCUUGGUACUUACUCCAUUUUAACGCGCGACCCGACCCUCUGGUGCGUCUCCGCCUGGAACGACAACGGGAAGGAGGGUCUGGUGGACGAAAAUCGCCCAGAUUUGUUGUACCGCACGGACUUCUUUCCCGGCUUGGGGUGGAUGUUGACGAAGUCCUUGUGGCUGGAACUGUACACCAAGUGGCCGAGGGCCUAUUGGGACGAUUGGAUACGCGACCCGUCGCAGAGAAAGGGCAGGGCGUGCGUUAGACCGGAAAUAUCGAGGACGAGGACGUUUGGCAAGUUUGGGGUUUCAAAUGGUAUGUUUUUCGAGAAGCACUUAAAGUACAUAAAACUGAACGAGAAGUUUGUGCCUUUUACCAAAAUGAACCUGAGCUACUUAGUGAAGCAGGCGUAUGAUAGGGAUUUUAUUAGAGAUGUUUACCAAAGCGUGAUAGUCAGUUACCAGGAGUUGAAAGAGGGCAAAGUCGCCCACGAUGGGCCCGUGAGGAUCGUUUAUCGCUCAAAGGAAGAGUAUAAAAUAUUCACGAAAAAGUUGGGGCUCAUGGACGAUUUUAAGAGUGGGGUCCCCCGAACUGCGUACAAGGGUAUUGUCACUUUCCACUACAAGGGCCGAAUGGUGCACUUGGCCCCCAAUGUGAACUGGAAGGGGUACGACCUGACGUGGAGCUAACCGAAAGAUUCCUAGUUACUUACACAAUUCCAUGUUUGAUAUUAAUAUAUUUGUUGUUUUAUGUUUGCACAUUAAAAAUGUGGACUGUUGGAAUUUUAAUUUUGUUCUAAUCAAGUUGAAAAUUGUGAUAAAGUUUGUAAUGGCAACUUGCGAGUUGGCUAGAUAAAUGCGAGCAUUUAGUCUAGCCCGCUAAUCUGUAUAAGUUCAAAUAUCGACUGCUCGAUAAAUUGUUAUGCCAAUUAAGACAUGUACAUAGAAAGCGAGCGAGCUGCCAAUAUUUAUGUUUUAUAUUCUAAACAUUUUUGCAUUUAUACAAUAGAAUACGCAAGAUUGUAAAAUAUGUAGUUCAAUUUAGCAAUAUCUUAUGUUGUAAGUUUUGACAGCUCAUUCGCAGUAUAUGAAUCGCGCUUCUUAAUGUAAAUAAAAGUGGAUAAUUAAUAAAAUUGUACAAAGUU
Molecule: messenger RNA, 1932 nt
Organism: Tribolium castaneum (red flour beetle)
Lineage: Eukaryota; Metazoa; Arthropoda; Insecta; Coleoptera; Tenebrionidae
Gene: Mgat1
Product: Mannosyl (alpha-1,3-)-glycoprotein beta-1,2-N-acetylglucosaminyltransferase
Exons: 6
Coding region: 191-1477 (428 amino acids)
Biological process (GO): protein N-linked glycosylation
Cellular component (GO): Golgi apparatus
Molecular function (GO): alpha-1,3-mannosylglycoprotein 2-beta-N-acetylglucosaminyltransferase activity
Source: RefSeq, a predicted model, not a curated record